CUCAGGUAUCAGGUGAAACUGGUCGGGCGCGCGGGAGAGGCAGUGGUGGCCGGAGCGCGGCGGAAGGAUGGCUGGGCGCCGCGGCCUGUGCUUGCUGCUGCUGCUGCGCUGUGCGCUGCUGGCAGCCGCCACUCCCGCAGAGAGUAGUGGAACCAGCAGUUCAAAAGGAAGAAGUUUUGCUGGCCGGAAAGUUCCAAAUACAAAUAAUGCCUCCGAAGAGUUAUAUGAAGUGGAUGAAUUUGCAGCAAAAGCCCUCACAGGAAAGUUGACUACAGUUUUUCUUCCUGUUGUCUAUAUCAUUGUCUUUAUGAUUGGUUUGCCAAGCAAUGCCAUGGCCCUCUGGGUCUUUUUUUUCCGAACAAAGAAAAAACAUCCAGCUGUGAUUUAUAUGGUUAACUUGGCAUUGGCAGACCUCCUUUUUGUUGUCUGGUUCCCACUGAAGAUUGCAUACCAUGUAAAUGGCAAUAAUUGGCUAUUCGGUGAAGGUCUCUGCAAAGUAGUUGUUGGAUUUUUCUAUGGAAAUAUGUACUGUUCCAUUCUCUUUAUGACAUGUCUCAGUGUGCAACGGUAUUGGGUUGUAGUGAACCCCAUAGUGCAUUCAAGAAAGAAAUCUGAAAUUGCCUUGGGCAUCUCCCUUGCUAUCUGGAUACUGAUUUUUUUGGGCACCAUUCCAAUGUAUCUUGUUAAUCAGACAGCAUAUAUUUCAAAUCUUAACAUCACUACCUGCCAUGAUGUGUUGCCUGAAAAUGUUUUGGCUCAUGAUAUGUUUAAUUAUUUCCUCUCACUUGCAAUUGGACUCUUCUUAAUCCCAGCUCUCCUCACUGUUGUUGCUUACAUACUGAUGAUUAAGACUCUGAAUGCUUCCAUCUCAGAUGUAAGCACUGCGAAGAAACGAAAAAGAGCAAUCAAACUCAUUAUUGCUGUCCUGUCCAUGUAUCUCAUCUGUUUCACACCUAGCAAUGUGCUGCUUGUUGUGCACUAUUUGCUCCUCAAAACGUACAGCCAGAGCUAUUUGUAUAUGUCGUACAUAACUGCACUGUGUCUUUCUACUUUGAACAGUUGUAUUGAUCCAUUCAUCUAUUACUAUAUUUCAAAAGACUUCAGAGACAACCUUAAAAAUGCUCUUCUUUGCCGAAGCGUGCGAACUACACGGAGGAUGCAAGUGUCUCUCUCAUCAAGCAGAUACCCCAAGAAAUCAAAUUCUUAUUCUUCAAGCUCGAAUGGGACCACUAAAUCAACCUACUGAGUUUAAUCCUAGAAAAGCAAAUUUUAUUGCUACUACUGAAAGGAUGUAAGUGACAAGAGAGUUAUUUUGUACAAGAGAGUCUGAAGAAACGUCUCUGCUUUUUAAUUACAUUAAAGCCUGGAUUUCAGAACUGGCAGCUGCUUACCCUGUGUAGAAUUUGUAAGCAGAUAAAUCUUCCCACUAGACUAGGAAAAAAAAUGAUGACAUUUCAGGUGCUCUGCAAAAAUGCAGCUGACCUGGAAGUGAGUUGUGGUUGAAGACAUUUUUGUUCAAUAUCAAAGUUGUUAAAAAGCAAAAUGUCACUGGAAUGUUAAUGUAGUGUUGCUAGUAUGUUUAAUUAACAGAGAAAUCGGUUUUGUUUGGCUUUAACUGUAACUUAUUAAACAGCUGCAUAGGUAGGACCUUGCUCUGUGUACCUGCUUGCACUGAACAUUAUUUGAAACCAUAGAGAGAAGGAAAGAAGAAUCCAUUUCACCAUCUUGGUAUAGACUGCUUAUUAUCUUCAGUAUAAUGUAAUUUUGUAUUGUUUUCCAAGUUACCAUGCUGUAAAUACGAACACAGCAAAAGCCUGUAAGGUUAUCCUAUUGAGUUGACAAGCUGAACUUGUUAUCAGCUCGCACCGAGAUAAAAUGUUAGUUGAGAUUUUACACUGUUACUUAGCACUUGCCAGUACAUGAUCUUAGGUGGGACUAUUUAACAAAGUUUGGAUGAAUAGCUAUUUGAUUUUUAUAUAAUGUGCCUUGUAUUUUUAAGAUACCAAAAUAAGAUUUUUUUAAUAACA
Molecule: messenger RNA, 2027 nt
Organism: Harpia harpyja (harpy eagle)
Lineage: Eukaryota; Metazoa; Chordata; Aves; Accipitriformes; Accipitridae
Gene: F2RL1
Product: F2R like trypsin receptor 1
Exons: 2
Coding region: 68-1246 (392 amino acids)
Biological process (GO): thrombin-activated receptor signaling pathway; phospholipase C-activating G protein-coupled receptor signaling pathway; blood coagulation
Cellular component (GO): membrane
Molecular function (GO): thrombin-activated receptor activity
Source: RefSeq, a predicted model, not a curated record